AUGACUGCUCACACACCGUUAUCCAAUACAACCAAACCUCCUGGACUGUACUCGAAUGAAAGGAUCGACAGCGACAACAACAACUGCAUGUUUUCUGGCCUUUUCCAACACACAGCAGUGCAAUUAUCAACAACCUUCCAUCACGACAGUAACGUAGCCAACAACAGGGAGUGUCAGUCGACGGUAUUGGAGAUGACACUUACCCUUGGCGGUCAUCAGGACGACGAGGAGUGUGCCAAGGAGUACUACGUAUCGAUGAUCCACGCGAUCCAUCUCUUUGAGAUUGAUCUCGAUGGCGAUCGGCUCUAUAUGAGCAAAGCCGUCUAUGGCCACGAUUUGAUCCGUCACGAUACGGAUGAUGUAGUCAAGACGGAACUAUGCACGCUCGGAAUCCUACUCUCCUCUGAUCCCCUUGAGGUCCUUGUACCACCAGACGUGAUCGAUCAGUCGGCUGCCGACCCAUUCGGUCGAUCCAUGCUAAUCCGCCUCCUCCUCGACAUCCACUCGGCCGACGUAACCUACUCUCCUUUUCCCUCUCCUCACCCAACACAUUCACGUCUGAAAGGCCAAAGUCCAAGGCCACAACAAAACACGAUUACACACGCCCACAGUGCCAUCAUACAUCAAUAUCCAGCAUUUAAUCGCCUCAUCCGCUACUUCCCCCGCCCAAACGACAACCCCAAGAUCCACAAGCUCAUUGAUAUCGACUCACAGGCCAUGCGUCUCCUCAUCAAUUUCCUCUACCUUAACCAAAUCGAAGGACCCGGCUACACGGGUAUCAUCGACUGGCGCCCUAUCUUCCAACUUGCCCACCGGUUCAAGAUCCCUCGCCUUGUUGAGUUGUCGUUAUCAGAGUUGUGUAAGGAGAUGAAGGUGGAGACGGUUCUUCCGACGCUGUUUGGGUGGGCGUAUCAGCAUCCGGAUUAUGAGGACCGGUUGUUGGAAUUGUUAUUGCUGCAUCUGCACGAUGUCUUUUGGCCGACGUUGGAGGAGAGUUUGGAGCCGUAUCGGGACCACCGGGAGUUUGAGCGGGUUUGUAGGAAGUUGGAGGCCAUGAAGAUGAUGGCCAAGCAACGGCGUCAGUGA
This is a messenger RNA of Linnemannia hyalina, 1086 nucleotides long. The record is from the annotation of a GenBank genome assembly. Lineage: Eukaryota; Fungi; Mortierellomycota; Mortierellomycetes; Mortierellales; Mortierellaceae.